AUGUCGGCACGGGACCCUUCAAGUCAGGGCAUCGUCUCCUUGGCGAGGCCUUUCACUGUCGCCGAAGAGCUUGCGCACCUGUCGGUCAGUCAGCAGGCCUACCUCCAACGUCAUCCACAAUGGCAGCAGCUCGCAGUCGGCGCACUCGUCUUCAAUGCCGGCCGGUUGCUGCUCGUCCAGCGCAGCGCGACAGAGCGCGCGUUUCCGAACGUCUGGGAGGUGCCGGGCGGGUCCGUCGAUGCAGACGACGAGACAGUGCUGCAUGCAGUGGCCAGAGAACUCGAGGAAGAAACAGGGCUCCACGUCACGUCCAUCAAGCACGAGGUCGGCGUGGGAGUGCAGUUCCGGACGGGGUCGGGAGAGAAGACGACGAACUGGCUCAAGGUCGCGGUCGAGGUCGAGGUGGCUGAGCAAAAGGCCGAGGCAAUUGCCAUCAGGCUUGACCCCGUCGAGCAUCAGGAUUACUUGUGGGUCGAGGAGGAGGACGUCAGACGCGGCGAGGUCAACGGCACGCGGCUGGAGUUCAUGACGGCGGACCAACGGGCGCUGGUGCUGGAGGGCUUCAGGCUGAGGCGGCCGGCGGCGUAG
Molecule: messenger RNA, 588 nt
Organism: Diplodia corticola
Lineage: Eukaryota; Fungi; Ascomycota; Dothideomycetes; Botryosphaeriales; Botryosphaeriaceae
Product: nudix domain protein
Exons: 1
Coding region: 1-588 (195 amino acids)
Source: RefSeq, a predicted model, not a curated record